AUGCCCCGCGGCUUCGGGCCGACGCUCUACAACUUUGGCACCCGGUCGCGGGCUGCGGUUUCAGGGCCCGGCGUACAGUGGGGAGAGAGACGUGGAGCCGAGUUUCCAACCUCUGGAGGGAGUCCGCCCUUGCGUGCUUCUCGAGAUCGUCAACAUCUCGGGGCCACACCGACACCCGAUACCCCCAGAGGUAUAUCCCCUUCUUUAGCAUUACGCUACGCUUCUACCACGUGGCAGCAGCGGCGGGCUGAAGGUGCCUCGGGCAAUAGAGAGGUGCCGGGGGGGGGAGGACAACAAUUUCUCAAUCCAGGGACUCCGGCGGGGUACGGGAGGUUACGACGCAACACAAACAUGGACCCAGCACUGAUGGUGUGGGGCACACCGGGGGAGAAAAAGAACCAGCCGAGCGCAGAGGCGCCGAAGAAGGGCAAGGACCCUGCCAAAAGCGUGCUCCGAUUGCCUACGCCGGGGACCCUGCGAAAGGCGGCCAACGCGGACGACGAGACCAUCGCCAACACCGACCCCAAGGGCGCUAAGAAGUUCGGCAAGGACCACGUCAAGAACGUACACAAACUCGUGGACGAUGACUGACAAGAUGGCGGAGAAGCCCAGGCUGAAGCCUUGUACGAGUACUUCAAGGGUUUCCAGAGGUUCGUCGGAGGCGUCUUUAACCUCGCCGUCCGU
This is a messenger RNA of Ectocarpus siliculosus, 684 nucleotides long. The record is from the annotation of a GenBank genome assembly. NCBI's taxonomy places the organism in Eukaryota, Phaeophyceae, Ectocarpales, Ectocarpaceae.